Molecule: messenger RNA, 4455 nt
Organism: Equus caballus (horse)
Lineage: Eukaryota; Metazoa; Chordata; Mammalia; Perissodactyla; Equidae
Gene: ATG13
Product: autophagy related 13
Biological process (GO): protein localization to phagophore assembly site; autophagosome assembly; mitophagy
Cellular component (GO): cytosol; phagophore assembly site; Atg1/ULK1 kinase complex
Source: RefSeq, a predicted model, not a curated record
GGCUGAGGUUAGGCAGCUGUAUUUCCCCCAUGGCCCUGUCCCUCGCCCUCCGCCUUCACCGAGCGGAUGAAAACAAACACUAACGAUGGCGGCGCCGGGAAGCGAGUGGCUGCUGGGCUUAAGGCAGGAGUGACCGCUUGAGCUGUGACGGGAGCCUGGAAGAGCGCCGGUCGACGUGAGUGCGACAACUCGCGCAGUCCUGGAAGCGAAACACCCGGGGCCUGCGAGCCACGAGCCUGCCGAGGCGUGAGGUUAUCUCUCUGUGACCCGUGCUGUCACUGCAGCUCCGGAGCGCGGAGCCCUCGGCCAGGAGGCGCAGUUGGCCGGCCCCAGGCCCCGGCCUCCGUAAUGAGAGCUCCGAGACACUCUCUGUGUCGCAGCUUCGCAGGUGAGGGUGACUGUUGACUAGUGACAAAAGGGACACAAGGUUCACGACUCUCUUCUUACUGGCAGUGGAACGACCCGUGGGAACCUGCGAUCCAUUCUCAUUCAAUAAAUCUCUCGCGCCUGGCAGCCGCCAUUCUACUUUCUGUCUCUAUGAUCUUGACUACUAUACCUGUAGGCAAUGGAAACUGAUCUCAAUUCCCAGGACAGAAAGGACCUGGACAAGUUCAUUAAAUUUUUUGCCCUCAAGACUGUCCAAGCGAUUGUCCAGGCUCGACUUGGCGAGAAGAUUUGUACUCGUUCAUCUUCAUCCCCAACGGGCUCAGACUGGUUCAAUUUAGCCAUCAAAGACAUCCCGGAGGUCACACAUGAAGCCAAGAAGGCACUGGCGGGGCAGCUGCCUGCCGUUGGCAGAUCUAUGUGCGUGGAGAUCUCCCUCAAGACUUCUGAGGGAGAUUCCAUGGAGCUAGAAAUCUGGUGUCUUGAAAUGAAUGAAAAGUGUGAUAAAGAAAUCAAAGUUUCCUACACGGUGUACAACAGACUGUCGUUGCUGCUGAAGUCUCUUCUUGCUAUAACUAGGGUGACACCUGCUUACAGACUCUCCAGAAAACAGGGGCACGAAUAUGUCAUAUUGUACAGAAUAUAUUUUGGGGAAGUUCAGCUGAAUGGCUUAGGAGAAGGUUUCCAGACAGUCCGUGUGGGGACUGUGGGCACCCCUGUGGGCACCGUCACUCUUUCUUGCGCCUACAGAAUUAACUUGGCGUUCAUGUCCACCAGGCAGUUUGAGAGGACCCCCCCCAUCAUGGGGAUCAUCAUCGAUCACUUUGUGGACCGCCCCUAUCCCAGCUCCUCGCCCACGCACCCCUGCAAUUACAGAACCGCUGGUGAGGACACUGGAGUAACAUAUCCUUCUGUGGAAGAUUCUCAAGAAGUGUGUACCACUUCUUUUUCCACCUCCCCUCCAUCCCAGUGUGUGUUUACUGUCACAAAGGCACAUUUUCAGACCCCUACUCCUGUGGUGACGGACACCCUGAGGGUCCCCAUGGCAGGACUGGCCUUUUCCCAUCAACUCUCAAGCUCUCGCCUUUCCUAUCAACCUGCUGCUCUGGGCGUUGGAUCAGCUGACCUGGCUUAUCCAGUAGUGUUUGCUGCUGGCUUAACCACCACACACCCUCACCAGCUAAUGGUUCCCGGGAAGGAAGGCGGGGUACCCCUUGCUCCCAACCAGCCUGCCCUGGGUGCCCAGGCCGACCAGGAGAGAUUGGCAACCUACACCCCUUCUGACGGGGCCCACUGUGCUGCCACACCUUCCAGCAGCGAGGACACGGAAACUGUAUCAAACAGCAGUGAGGGACGGGCCUCCCCACACGACGUCUUGGAGACCAUCUUUGUCCGAAAAGUGGGGGCUUUUGUCAACAAACCCAUCAACCAGGUGACCCUGACCAGUUUGGACAUACCCUUUGCCAUGUUUGCUCCCAAGAAUUUGGAGCUGGAGGAUGCCGAUCCCAUGGUGAAUCCUCCAGAUUCCCCAGAGACUGAGUCUCCUCUCCAAGGCAGCCUGCACUCUGAUGGCUCCAGCGGGGGCAGCAGUGGCAACACUCAUGACGACUUUGUUAUGAUUGACUUCAAACCGGCUUUUUCUAAAGAUGACAUUCUUCCGAUGGACUUGGGGACCUUCUAUCGUGAAUUUCAGAACCCCCCUCAGCUGAGCAGCCUCUCCAUAGAUAUUGGGGCCCAGUCAAUGGCCGAGGACUUGGACUCGCUACCAGAGAAGCUGGCUGUGCACGAGAAGAAUGUCCGAGAAUUUGAUGCCUUUGUAGAAACCCUGCAGUAAAAGUUGGUGUCCUCGAGUACCAGCAUCCCCUCUCUGUGGUCCCAGGAGACAGAGAGCCUCUCACUCAUCAGCUGCUCGCAUCCCUGGUCCUGCUCCAAGCCAGGUGGAAGGGAGGCUGGGGACCCAGACAUCCCUGCUCUUGCACCUCCUGGCAGCAUCAAGCCAGUGAUAGCAUUUGAGAGGACUGAACCUCUAGCCUUGGAGAUGGGAAGACGGUUUGUAACAGAGGGGCCUCCACAGGGCCAUCUGCUUACAGCACCCGUCAGCAACUGCUUCACAAAGGCUGUCGUCCCGUUCCUCCUGCUGCCACCCCCCGCCCCGGGUCUGCCCUGCGGCUGGCCGCUCGCCUGCCUGCUGUACCAUCAACCGUUUGACAUUCCAGCUGGUGGCCCAGAGUCUGGUGUGGAGGCGGAAAGAGGAAGGAGACAGUGCUGGGAGGAAGAAGGAAGGACUCCUUCAGGCUCUCCUUGUUGUUUCCUUUAGUUCUGGUAUCUUCUUCCUCUCUCUCUCCCCCCUCUCUGCCCCUGUGCCUAUACUUUUGGCAAUAUGACCGGCCUCCUGCCCAGGUGAUGAGAACUCCAGAGUCAGCCUUUCCUGCCCUCGAAGGUUGUGCCGCUCAUCCCUGAACAGAAGGUCCGAGCAGCCCUGGUGGCUGCCGUGCUCAGCUCCUCAGCUACGUGGGGAAACGAUCCUAGGACUGCGUCUAGGAUUCUGUCAUUGGGCAUCAGCAAAAGUUCUUCUCUUCCCUUCCUCCCUCCCCCUGUUGCUGCUCCUUGGUGGUAGAACACGCUAAUUAUUUAUUACUUUGAGAGAGAUCAGAUAUUUUAUAGAGAAAAUACGUCCGAGGUUAGAUGUUUUCACUUGGGGAAGGUGGCCUCUCUCUGGGCAAGCCUCCUCGGUGGAGGUUCCUCAGAGUCCGGCUUGCUGCCUGCAGAUCUUGCUUCCCAUCUGUUUAGAGCAGGAUCCAAGAAGAGGGCUGGCUGAGGGCAACAGAACCUCCCAGAAUCGCUGCAUUUGAACUGACAACAGGCUUUCCCUUGGACGUAUUCCUGGUGAGAGCCUCGAGUCUCUCGGCUUCUGCAGACCUUCUUCUGGCCGCCCAGCAAGUCUUGGGUGCCAAAUGUGAUGACUCCCCAGAGUUGUGCCACAUACAGUGCCCCAGGGCCAUUGUGGCUGCCCUGCUGUGGCCCUGGGGAAGGACAGACAGGCCUCCUUCUGGGGUACUUGUUCCUCUUUCUUGGGGCUGAGUUGUGGGCUUUUUCCUCCUUCCGCCUGGGCCUGGCCAUCACCGUCCUUUAAUCCCAGGGUCUGUACACUGCCCUGAGGUUUACUGGUUGGAUUGGUUCCUUGUGAAGAAACCAAAGCUGGGUAUACAAUUGACUUAGCCCUUCGGGUAUCGUUACUUGAGUAAGCGCAGUGCCUAGCCUCCCCCACCUACCAUUUGUCCCUCUCCCACUAACUGGUAGUCCUGGCCCAGGAGAGCUAGGCCUGCUCCCACCCUGGCCCGCCCGGAGUGGGCACUGGCAGCAGCUGUUCUGCAGUGGAGCAGGUGGCCCUCAAUUGCUUGUUAGUAAAUGCAUGUGACAUUGUUCCCACCUACAAGGCUGACCUCCGAGGGCCAGAGUAGGCUCUGUUGCUGUCUCAGUUAGGCUGAGCCCUGCCCCGUUGCAUGCAUUCCGCUGCCACAAAGAAAUGUUCCCAGCAGUGGUGUCCAGCUGGCCCUCCUGCCUUUGGGCCAGAGCACACCGAUGGCCUGCUAAACCCAUCCAGAUUUACCUGCAAGGCCCUGGUGCUGAGAAGGGUGAAGGCCUGGUACGUUUGAUUGCCUCCCCCGACUGGCCCCAGGAUCUCAGCUGCUGCCCUCCAUCCGAGGCCAAGCAUGGUGGGGCCUGUUAGCCAUUGUCUUCUUUGACUCCUGACUGUCAGCCUCUGCAGGCAGCAUUCUUCUUCAGGACCCCAUCAAUGAGAGGCCAGGGAGGCUGAGCCCUGACUUUGAGCUGAGCCUGGGAGGAGCAGAGCAACUGUCAAGGCCGGCCCUUGCCCCUCAGCCCUGUCCGAGGCCAGGUAUGAGCCCUAGACUGACCCCUGCAGCACCCUGGGACAGGGCUGGGGCCAGCCACCUGAAUCCAGGUGGCACAGGCCCUCCCGCUCCUCCAGCCUACCUUGUUUGGAAGUACGGAGCUAUACUUUAAAAUGUAUUCAAGAGGUUUCCAAUAAAAGUUUUUCUGUACUUUACA